Molecule: messenger RNA, 350 nt
Organism: Staurois parvus
Lineage: Eukaryota; Metazoa; Chordata; Amphibia; Anura; Ranidae
Source: the annotation of a GenBank genome assembly
AAUAAGUCCAUCAGUGAAAUGUCCUUGCUACUAAAUAUUCCACGGUCAACUGUUAGUGGUAUUAUAACAAAGUGGAAGCAACUGGGAACAACAGUAACUUGGCCACGAAGUGGUAGACCAAGUAAAAUGACAGAGCGGGGUCAGCACAUGCUGAAGCGCACAGUGCACAGAAAAAUCACCAACUGUCUGAAGAAUCAAUAGCUAAAGACCUCCAAAUCUUAUGUGACCUUCAGAUUAGCUUCAUGGAAUGGGUUUCCAUGGCAGAGCAGCUGCCUCCAAGCCUAACAUCACCAAGUGCAAUGUAAAGCGUCGGAUGCAGUGGUGUAAAGCACGCCGCCACUGGACUCUAG